AUGGAAGAACUGAAGAGAAUCGUGUUGGAGAGCGAUAUUAUGUCGGAAGAUGAUGCUUCGUGGCCAGUACCUGAUAGAGUUGGCCGUCAAGAGCUUGAAAUUGUUUGUGGCGAUGAACACAUAUCUUUCACAACUUCGAAAAUAGGAUCUUUGAUUGACAUUACGAAUAGCAAGAUUAAGAACAUAUUACUACCUAGUUCAGGACCUGAAGUGUCUGGUGUUCUCGCUAAUUGGAUUGCACUUCAAAAUAAAGCCAAUAUAAUACGUCCCGUUUCUUAGUAUUUUUUCUGCUUCAGCUUAUCUUUUUGGGCAACUAGGAGCAAGCCACCAAUAAUUUGAACAAAAAGGAUACCCGGUUUGUGUACAGUAGUAUUGUAAUUUCGGGCAAAGUAAAGAUGAACGUAUAACUUCAAUUUCGUGUCAUAGGUUGAAACAUCCUAUAAUUUUAGUAUCGAUACAUGGCUUUCGACACUGUUUUGAUGAGUUCUGGUUUAUGAGGUUCGUUAGUUGGGUUGGAUGUCAGUUAGUCAUCUACAACUUAGGACCAGGCACAUAUAUGCGUCGGUCCAAGUUGUCAUACCUCAUUAGCGCAACAAGAUCAGCACCGAAUUCAUAGCAGUUACUCCAGUAAUGCAAAAAAGUUUACAUGUAAGGAUAUAAUCGAGGCGGAAAGGAGUAUUUGGUAGAAUGGAGGGCAUAAAGUAAUUUUAAUCUCACGGUUUAAGGCAAGACAAAGAGUACGUACACCUACGCCACUGUGGUCGAUCCUGUGCCAUGUCACCCAUUUUCCAACCACUGGUUAUAGUAGUCGAGCUGACCCGAACCAAGUGGUCUGCAUCUAACAACA
Molecule: messenger RNA, 847 nt
Organism: Schistosoma bovis
Lineage: Eukaryota; Metazoa; Platyhelminthes; Trematoda; Strigeidida; Schistosomatidae
Source: the annotation of a GenBank genome assembly